Messenger RNA from Salvelinus sp. IW2-2015, 2729 nucleotides. Its product is annotated as SEC14-like protein 1. Gene Ontology annotation, biological process: negative regulation of RIG-I signaling pathway. Lineage: Eukaryota; Metazoa; Chordata; Actinopteri; Salmoniformes; Salmonidae. The record is from RefSeq and is a predicted model, not a curated record. Gene Ontology annotation, cellular component: cytoplasm; cytosol. Gene Ontology annotation, molecular function: RIG-I binding.
GUUAGCUACGCCGGCGGCUUGCGGUGGAUUCAACAUCAAACCCGUCUCAGAAAGUUGGUUGAUUUACGUAUUUGUUGGAGCGUACCAUGGAUUUAAUAUAAGUAGAUCGUCUACUGACAAACUUCACUUGACUUAUCUCCGAAAGUCAUCGAUCUGGGCAGAGCUCCAGAGGUUGAGCUACAGCCAUGGUGCAACAAUACCAGUCACCUGUAAGGGUCUACAAACACCCCUUUGAGCUGAUAAUGGCGGCCUAUGUGCGGAGGUUUCCAAACUGCCCCCUGAUCCCCAUCUUUGUGGACAGUGAGGUGGUGAAGGAGGAGCACAGUGAUGACGGAGCCACUGUGUUCAUUGAGAGGCGCUGUAAGGUGGAGGCAGACGCCCCCCGGCUGUUCAAAAGGAUGGCUGGUGUGGACUACCUGUACUUCAUCCAUAAGAACACUCUGGACCACAGGGAGAGGGCGCUGCACAUCGAGGUCGUCAACGAGACCUUCUCCAACAGAGUCAUCGUCCAUGAGAUCUGCAACUACACGGUUCACCCAGAGAAUGAGGAGUGGACGUGUUUCGAGCAGACAGCCAGUCUGGACAUCAAGUCCUUCUUUGGCUUUGAGAACGCGGCUGAGAAGCUAGCCAUGAAGCAAUAUGCCAACAGUAUUAAAAAGGGCAAAGAGAUCAUAGAGUAUUACCUGAAGGAGUUGGAGGACGAGGGGGUGACCCACGUCCCCCGCUGGAGCCCCCCUCAGGCCCCCCCACCCACUGCCAGGCUCCAGCUGCCACUCACCAGUGCCCCUGCCRAUGCCAUCCCUGUGCCCACUGCCAAAGAGACCCCCACUGCCAGCCCCACAGAUCUACCGGCUGGCUCCCCAGAUGACAAGUUGGAUGCAGACUACAUCAGGCGUUACCUAGGAGACCUGACGCCGCUGCAGGAGAGCUGUCUUAUAAGACUACGCCAGUGGCUGCAGGAGACCCACAAGGGCAAGAUCCCUAAGGACCAGCACGUGCUGCGUUUCCUGCGGGCCCGGGACUUUAACCUGGAGAAGGCCCGGGAGAUCCUGUGUCAGUCGCUCUCCUGGAGGAAGCAGCACCAGGUGGACUUCCUGCUGGACUCCUGGGAGAGACCUCAGCUGCUACACGACUACUACACCGGGGGCUGGCACCACCACGACAGAGAUGGAUGCCCUCUGUAUAUUCUGCGACUCGGUCAAAUGGAUACCAAGGGUUUAGUACGCGCCUUGGGCGAGGAGUCCCUUCUGAGACAAGUCCUGUCCAUCAACGAGGAAGGUCUGAGGCGUUGUGAAGAGAACACCAGAGUCUUUGGCCGACCCAUCAGCUGCUGGACAUGCCUGGUGGACCUGGAGGGGUUAAACAUGCGUCACCUGUGGCGUCCGGGGGUUAAAGCCCUGCUGAGGAUCAUAGAGGUGGUGGAGGCUAACUACCCAGAGACCCUGGGAUGUCUGCUCAUACUGAGGGCUCCACGGGUCUUCCCUGUGCUCUGGACCCUGGUCAGUCCAUUCAUUGACGAGAACACAAGGAAGAAGUUCCUGGUGUAUGCUGCGAAUGACUACCAGGGGCCUGGAGGUCUGGUGGACUACAUUGAUAGAGAGGUCAUCCCUGACUUCCUGGGAGGAGACUGCCUGUGUGAGAUCCCUGAAGGAGGUAUGGUCCCCAAAUCUCUGUACAGGACAGCAGAGGCGCUGGAAAGUGAGGAGCUGCGGCUGUGGACAGACACCAUCUACAAGACUGCCAGUGUCUUCAAGGGGGCCCCACAUGAGCUGCUGAUCGAAAUCUCCGAGCCCUCUUCUGUGAUCACCUGGGACUUUGACGUGUGUAAAGGGGACGUCAUCUUCAACAUUUACCACUCCAGGAGGGCGCCCCAGCCCCCCAAGAGGGACGUCCAAGGGGCCCACGGCAGCAUCGUGUCGCCAGCCACCAACAACAUGCAGCUGAUUGACAGAUUCUGGAUUCUGGGGCAAGACUACAGUAUGGUGGAGACAGCACUYACCUGCAAGGAGGGAGAGAGUGUUCAGGGCUCCCAUGUGACGCGGUGGCCCGGGUUCUACAUCCUCCAAUGGCGGUUCCACUGCUCCCCGGCCUGCUCUACCUCCAGUYUGCCCCGGGUGGAYGACGUGCUGGCCUCCCUGCAGGUCUCCUCCCACAAGUGUAAGGUCAUGUUCUACACYGAGGUGCUGGGCUCCGAAGACUUCAGGGGCUCUAUGACCAGUCUGGAGUCCAGUCACAGUGGCUUCUCCCAGCUGAGUGCCGCCACCACCACCUCUAGCCAAUCACAGUCCAGCUCCACCGUAUCAAGAAAAACCAGUGCUGUACCAACACCUGCCAAUGAGGACUUAACCCUACCCAAGGGGAUGAGAGAACUGUUAUGAACUGUAUGGAACCAGGAUAGCCUAUCCUUAAUGCCAUGUGGUGGAACAGUGGAGUUCCUACCUGUGAGCACCUUCUAGUACUUGCAUUCAAAGCACUGGAAUAUAUUAUUAAAAUAUACAUGUACAUUUUUUAAUCCUUAUCUAUAAUUUGUGACAUUAAGAUUGCUCUGGAAGUGGAACAUCUGCUAUAUGAGCAUCUGCUGAAUGAAUAAAUGCAUAUGGAGAUGUCUUGCAAACCAUCAUCAUCCUCUUCUUUCUUUCAAUACCAUUGUUCUUUCUUUUUUAAGGGAAGUGACAGAAAUGUUUCCCAUUUUAUUGAAACUGAACAAUAAAGCGCUUCCUAUUUUCAGC